AUGUCCGACGACAAGAAGAGCGACGACUACAGAGUCGACAUGCCCUCCUCCAGGACCUCGAGGGCGCCCUCACCCAUCAUGCGCCCUGCACUCAAGAGCGCACCAUCACUUACGGAGAACCCAAUGGCUGCCGUCCUCGCAUACUGCGCAUCUUCAAUUCUCAUGACAGUCACGAACAAAUAUGUCUUGUCCGGAGUCGACUUCAACCUCAACUUCUUCCUGCUAUGUGUACAGUCUGUUGUCUGCGUGACAGCCAUUUCCAUCUGCAAAGCGGCCGGCCUCAUUACCUACAGGGACUUCAACACGGACGAAGCGAAGAAGUGGUUCCCCAUCUCCCUCCUCCUCAUUGGCAUGAUCUACACGGGCACCUGGGCCCUGAAAUACCUCUCCAUCCCCGUCUACACCAUCUUCAAGAAUUUGACAAUCAUCUUGAUCGCAUACGGCGAGGUGCUCUGGUUCGGAGGCUCUGUCACACCCAUGACUCUCUUCUCCUUUGGACUGAUGGUCCUGAGUUCCAUCAUCGCCGCCUGGGCCGACAUCCAGCACGCCUUGAACAGCUUCGGCCAGCAAUCCGAAGCCGCGAACGAGGCCUUGUCGACUAUGCACGCCGGUUACCUCUGGAUGGCCUUCAACUGUGUCUGCUCUGCUACAUACCUUUUGUCCAUGAGGAAGCGCAUUAAGUUGACCAACUUCAAGGACUACGACACCAUGUACUACAACAACCUUCUCACCAUUCCCAUCCUACUUGUUGCCUCUAUCCUCGUCGAAGACUGGUCCUCCGCGAACAUCCAGAAGAACUUUCCCCCUGAGCAGCGCAACACCGUUAUCAUGGUUAUGGUCAUCUCCGGCAUGUCGACUGUCUUCAUCUCAUACACCUCCGCCUGGGCAGUUCGUGUCACUUCUUCUACCACAUACUCCAUGGUCGGAGCCCUCAACAAGCUUCCAAUUGCCAUCAGUGGACUCGUCUUCUUCGAUGCGCCCGUCACCUUUGGCAGUGUCUCCGCCAUAUUUGUCGGUUUCGUCAGUGGUAUCGUCUACGCGGUUGCCAAGGUCCGACAAAACAGCAAGCCCAAGACUGUCUUGCCCACCACCAACAUUCCACUAAGCGCCAGCAGCAGGAGCAUGCAGGACAGUCUAAAGGCUUAG
This is a messenger RNA of Parastagonospora nodorum SN15, 1146 nucleotides long. RefSeq lists its product as hypothetical. Gene Ontology annotation, cellular component: Golgi apparatus. The record is from RefSeq and is a predicted model, not a curated record. The coding region runs from base 1 to 1146 and encodes 381 amino acids. The transcript has 4 exons. NCBI's taxonomy places the organism in Eukaryota, Fungi, Ascomycota, Dothideomycetes, Pleosporales, Phaeosphaeriaceae. Gene Ontology annotation, molecular function: GDP-mannose transmembrane transporter activity; antiporter activity.